Molecule: messenger RNA, 3801 nt
Organism: Prunus armeniaca (apricot)
Lineage: Eukaryota; Viridiplantae; Streptophyta; Magnoliopsida; Rosales; Rosaceae
Source: the annotation of a GenBank genome assembly
AUGAACUUAGUAUUGAACUUGAAAGUGGAAAACCAGAGGAGGUCUGGAGAGAGAAAUGGAGCUGGACCACUUACCUUUUCUGGAUUUGGUGUCUGUGGUUCUCUUGGUGGUCUGGUUUUCAUGACUUGUCCUGCUGGAGCUGGAAGAAGGGUCUCUGGCUUUAAUGGCAUUUUACCUGGUAAUUUCAAGUUGAAUAAGGCAACGGAGCCUUUGCAUGGGCCUAAUUGUGUCAGAAAAUGGAGAAGGAAGCUUCUACUUCUCGGACUUUUAGGUUUUAUUACAAUUAUUUGGUUUUUCGUGGGUUUCAAUGAUGGUACUUUGGGGAUGAGAGAGAAGACUCCAGACAUGUCUGAAGGGAAAGCUCGGAUCCUGCAGCAGCAUUUCAAUGUCAGCAAGGACCAGCUUCUUGCUUUAGCUUCCUUAUUCUCCGAAUCAGAUCAGAUUGCAUCCCUUGAAUGUACCAAAGAACCAGGACUUGGAAUGAUGUUAAGUGAUGACAUUACCUGUGCUCUGAAGGUGCUAUGUUCAGAUAGUCAGGAGUUUCAGAAGCGUCAUAAAUGGGUCACAGAAAAUGUAGAAGCCAGGGACCAAUGCCUGGUUCAAGAUGAGAACAUCCCCAGGGAGCUUCACCUGUCAUUGCUAGAGGACAAAUCUGUAUCAUGCACUCCGAAGUCUACAAUUUCAGCUAAUAGGAUUUGUGAAAAGAAAAAUUUCGGAUCAGGGGUGCAGGUGGAGUGUGCAAAGGAUGAUUCUCAGAUGCUUUGCAUCAUGGUAAUACAAUAUUGGUGGGCUUUUGUUGGAUUGAUCUUGAUCUACAAAAUGUCUGGUUUUUCUUUGAAAUUGUGGAGGAACCAAAAACAAAAGCUCGAUCAUGAGUGGCCAUUUACUUGGCAACUGAAAAUGGUUCAAGAGCAGCCAUUGGCUCGGAGGGUGCAGCCAGAGAAACAGCAACAGCAAGCCCAAAGUCCUCCUAAGGUUGCUGGAAAGUGGAGGAAGAAUCUACUAAUAGUAUUUUUUGUAUUUGGAGUCAUUACGUCAUGUUGGUUAUUUUGGCACUUGAAUGAAAGAGAUUUUUUGUGGAGAGAAGAAACACUUGCCAACAUGUGUGAUGAACGAGCACGGAUGUUGCAGGAUCAGUUUAAUGUGAGCUUGAAUCAUGUUCAUGCUUUGGCUAUUCUUGUCUCCACCUUUCACCAUGGGAAACAUCCCUCAGCAAUUGAUCAGAAAACAUUUGGUGAAUACACAGAGAGAACAGCUUUUGAGAGACCCCUUACUAGUGGUGUUGCUUAUGCUUUAAAAGUUACUCAUGCUGAGAGGGAACAAUUUGAGAAGGAACAUGGAUGGACAAUAAAAAAAAUGGAAACUGAGGACCAGACUCUAGUCCAAGAUUUUCUUCCAGAAAGCUUGGCCCCUGCCCCUAUUCAAGAUGAAUAUGCACCUGUGAUAUUUUCUCAAGAAACUGUCUCUCAUAUUGUCUCUAUUGACAUGAUGUCAGGAAAGGAAGACCGUGAGAACAUCUUGCGAGCAAGGGCAACUGCAAAGGGAGUACUGACUUCCCCCUUUAAGCUAUUGAAAUCCAAUCACCUGGGAGUUGUACUCACUUUCGCUGUCUAUGAUACUGAUUUGCCUCCAGAUGCCACAUCAGAGCAUCGUAGUCAAGCUACUGUGGGGUAUCUAGGUGCAUCUUAUGAUGUACCUUCACUGGUGGAGAAGCUCCUGCACCAACUUGCCAGCAAGCAAACAAUUGUUGUGAAUGUUUAUGAUACAACUAAUGCAUCUGCUCCGGUCAACAUGUAUGGUACUGAUGUUAUUGAUACUGGUCUGUUGCACAUUAGCAAUCUUGAUUUUGGUGAUCCCCAACGCAAGCAUGAAAUGCACUGCAGGUUUAAGCAAAAACGUCCAUUUCCUUUGACAGCACCAAUAGCAAAAGUGGAGGCAGACUAUUGUGAGAUGAUGGAACUCAAAGUUCGUGCAGAAGCUGCAGAUGUGGCCAAAUCUCAGUUCCUUGCAACUGUUUCCCAUGAGAUCAGGACACCAAUGAAUGGUGUUUUAGGUAUGCUCCAAAUGCUGAUGGACACUGAUCUAAAACCGAACCAACAGGAUUAUGCUGAGACUGCUCAUGCUAGUGGGAGAGAGCUGAUAUCACUGAUAAAUGAGGUUCUUGAUCAGGCCAAAAUCGAAUCAGGCAGGCUGGAACUUGAAACUGUACCUUUUGAUUUGCGUUCAGUGCUUGAUAAUGUUCUUUCACUUUUGUCUGGGAAAUCUAAUGAGAAAGGGAUUGAGUUGGCUGUGUAUGUCUCCAAUAUGGUACCUGAGGUUGUCAUCGGGGACCCUGGACGCCUUCGGCAGAUAAUUACAAAUCUUGUUGGGAAUUCAAUUAAGUUCACCCAUGACAAAGGACACAUAUUUGUCUCGGUGCAUCUGGCAGAUGAAGUGAGGGCUCCACCGGAUGUUAUGGACGAAGUUUUAAGACAAGGCUUGAAUUUAGUUGGAGACAUCUCAAACAAAACUUAUAAUACAUUGAGUGGCUUUCCCGUUGUUGAUAGAUGGAAAAGCUGGGAAUGUUUUAAAGCAUUAAGCAGCACAACAAUGGAGGAACCUGAUAGGAUCAAAUUACUAGUAACAGUUGAGGAUACUGGUGUAGGAAUUCCUCUUGAUGCACAAAGUCGCAUUUUCACACCUUUUAUGCAGGCAGAUAGCUCAACUUCUAGAACUUAUGGCGGUACUGGAAUAGGAUUGAGCAUUAGCAAACGUCUGGUAGAUCUCAUGAGUGGGGAGAUAGGAUUUGUGAGUGAACCUGGGACUGGCAGUACCUUUUCAUUUACUGGAUCUUUUGGAAAGGGAGAAAACAGUUCUCUAGAGACAAAGUGGCAACAGUAUGAACCAGCUGUCUCAGAAUUUCAAGGGCUGAGAGCAUUGGUAAUAGAUAAAAGUAUCAUCCGAACUGAGGUCACAAAAUACCAUGUGCAGAGGUUGGGGAUAUUUGUAGAUACAGCUUCCAGUCUGAAAUCAGCAUGCUCUUAUCUAUGUAAUUCUGUCAAGACAAGUCUCUCCUCACAGUUGACCAUGGUUCUUAUUGACAAAGAUGUUUGGGAUAAAGAAACUGGUCUUACAUUCAGUCAGUCGCUUAAAGAGCACAGGCAAAGCAACAACGUGGAAUCCCUCAUAAACCUUCCGAAGAUAUUUCUCUUGGCUACAUCCAUUACACCUACUGAACGCAAGGAACUAACAUCUGCUGGUCUUGUAGAUGAAGUAUUGAUCAAGCCUCUUCGGUUAAGUGUCAUAAUUGCUUGCUUCCAAGAUGCCCUUGGAAGUCGUAAGAAGAGGCUUCUAAAUCUUAAAAAACCUACUCUGGGAAAGUUGCUGAGAGAGAAGAAAAUUUUGGUGGUGGAUGACAAUGCAGUUAACAGAAGAGUGGCUGAAGGUGCUUUAAAGAAGUAUGGAGCAAUUGUCACCUGUGUGGACAGCGGAAAGGCUGCUUUAUUAAUGCUUAAGCCACCACACAAUUUUGAUGCUUGCUUUAUGGAUCUCCAAAUGCCAGAAAUGGAUGGGUUUGAAGCAACUCGGCUGAUCCGUGGUAUGGAGAGUGAGGUAAAUGAGAAACUUACAUCCAAGGAACCAUCAAUUGAGAUGUUCGGCAACAUCCAAACUUGGCACACGCCAAUAUUGGCUAUGACGGCUGAUGUGAUUCAGGCUUCAAAUGAAGAGUGCAUGAAGUGUGGGAUGGAUGACUAUGUGUCAAAGCCAUUCGAAGAAGAACAGUUAUAUUCAGCAGUGGCACAUUUCUUUGAAUCCGGUUAA